Messenger RNA from Olea europaea var. sylvestris, 534 nucleotides. Its product is annotated as RING-H2 finger protein ATL39-like. NCBI's taxonomy places the organism in Eukaryota, Viridiplantae, Streptophyta, Magnoliopsida, Lamiales, Oleaceae. Bases 1 to 534 code for a protein of 177 amino acids. Gene Ontology annotation, biological process: protein ubiquitination. The record is from RefSeq and is a predicted model, not a curated record. The transcript has 3 exons.
AUGAAGAAGGGAGACGGAAAGAUUAGAGCAGACAAAAAACUGCAAUGCACAGUGAAAAUUGAAAAUUUUAAGAAAGCAGCUCAAAAGGUUGGAAAAGUAAUUCUUAGUGGACAGGAAAGUGCUAAUAAGAUGCCUGAUAUUUUGUACCUUCUACCAUUUGUUUUCACCUCGACUGUGAUAUUUUUGUUGAUUCAAUAUCUAUUGAAAAAGAGGGAGAAUAGAUAUGCAGAAUCGGUACAAAAUGAGCUGCCAGUCGUAAAUCGUCAACCGUCGCCGCCGCCACCAUCAUCACCAACUUUAACUCGAUCCCAGAUGACAAAAGGGAGGACGGAUGAAAUAGUCGUCGAUAUUUACAUCGAACAAGAAGGUGGAGAUCAUGAAUGCUCUAUCUGUCUAUUUGAAUUCAAAGACCAAGAAUUGGUCCGGUGUCUUCCGGCAUGCAACCACAGAUUUCACUUCGAAUGCAUCAAAACAUGGUUGGAUAUCAGUCAAACCUGCCCAUUGUGCCAUCAGGGUACUGUCAUUGAACCAUGA